This is a messenger RNA of Fonsecaea erecta, 2940 nucleotides long. RefSeq lists its product as hypothetical. Gene Ontology annotation, cellular component: intracellular anatomical structure; catalytic step 2 spliceosome. Gene Ontology annotation, molecular function: ATP binding; RNA binding. The transcript has a single exon. The coding region runs from base 1 to 2940 and encodes 979 amino acids. The record is from RefSeq and is a predicted model, not a curated record. NCBI's taxonomy places the organism in Eukaryota, Fungi, Ascomycota, Eurotiomycetes, Chaetothyriales, Herpotrichiellaceae.
AUGUCUGAACAGCGGUCCAGCGAACCUCGCAUCAGGCCUCACAAGAGAAAUACCGCGCACCGCAGACGUCGCGACGAUGACGACUUCGACGAGCGAUGGGGCGAUGAGGAAAUUGGGGAAGACGAACAACAAGCUGCGGACGGCGAUUUCGUGGAAUCCUCUUCCAAACGGGUGAAACUUUCUGACGGCUCAGCAUCGCACCGAUCCAGGGAUCAUACACCUCCUCUAGAAACAGACGAAGAGAGAGCGCAGAGGGAGAGGGAAAGAGAUGCGAAGGAACGGGACGAGUUCGCGAAGCGGUUGGCGAAACGGGACGAAGAGCGGGCAAAGAAAAUUGUCGAGGACCGGUCCGCCGCCAAAGACAGUGCGACCGCUCAGAGACGGGCGCUGGCCGAGGAUGCGGCGGCAAGAGAGGCGGCGAUGCCAGAUCUCAGACUACGCUCCAGACAGGACUAUCUCAAGAAGAGAGAGGCGGAAAGGUUGGCUCUCCUUCGCAAGCAAGUCGCUGAGGAGCAAGCGGAACUCAGGGACAACCCAGACUUGUCUCGGCGAGAAAAGGAGGAGUUUGCGCGCAACAAGGAAAUUCUGCGCCUCGCGGAAGAGAGGCUGGCGAUCGAUGAUCACCUCGAUGGCUAUGCUCUUCCCGAGGACUACAUCACAGAAAAGGGCAAGAUUGACAGGCGGAAAAAGGAGCAGGCUUUGUACCAGCGGUAUGUCGAUCGUGAUGAGGCCGGGAGAGAACGAUAUGUGACCGAGCACGAGGAGUGGGAGAAAGAGCAGACCAAGAGGGCCGAAGCCCAGAUUAAAAAGGCCGAAUUUGUCGACGAGGGCGAGUACACUUAUGUAUUCGAUGAAAGCCAACAGAUGAAGUUCAUUCUGUCCGACACCAUGGAAGGAGACAAAGGCAUGAGCAGGGAGCAGAGGGAGAUGCAGCAGAGGCUCAACGCGGCUGAAGCGAAGGCCAAGAGCAUCGAAGAAACGAGAAAGAGUCUGCCCAUCUAUCAAUUCCGGGAUCAAAUCAUCGAGGCGGUCAAAGAACAUCAGGUUCUGAUCAUUGUGGGAGAAACAGGCAGCGGGAAGACAACACAGCUUCCACAGUACCUCCACGAGGCCGGCUUCACCAAAGGCGGCAUGAAGAUCGGGUGCACACAACCCCGGAGAGUGGCUGCUAUGUCCGUUGCGGCAAGAGUAGCGGAGGAAAUGGGCAAGCGACUGGGAAACGAAGUCGGCUACGCUAUCCGAUUCGAGGACAACACCAGCGAGAAAACCGUGCUGAAGUACAUGACGGACGGUAUGUUGCUGAGAGAACUUCUGACGGACCCUGAACUGUCUCAGUAUUCGGCACUUAUGAUCGACGAGGCGCACGAACGGACCGUGAGUACCGAUAUUGCAUGUGGGCUGUUGAAAGACAUUGCACGAGCGAGACCCGAUCUAAAACUCCUGAUAUCGUCUGCGACAAUGGACGCGAGGAAGUUUCAGAAAUACUUCGACGACGCCCCAAUCUUUAAUAUUCCCGGGCGGAGAUAUGCAGUUGAUAUCCAUUACACAGCCCAACCAGAAGCCAACUAUCUCGCUGCGGCCAUCACCACGGUCUUUCAAAUUCACAUCACACAGGGAGCCGGAGACAUUCUUGUUUUCCUAACCGGGCAGGAGGAGAUCGAAGCCAUGGAGGCCAGUCUACAAGAGACAGCUCGGAAGCUUGGGAGCAAAAUCAAGGAGAUGAUCAUCUGCCCCAUUUAUGCCAACUUGCCAACGGACUUACAAGCCAAGAUUUUCGAGCCCACACCUGCAGGGGCAAGGAAAGUGGUGCUAGCCACCAACAUCGCGGAAACUUCAUUGACCAUCGAUGGCAUCGUCUAUGUGAUCGAUCCAGGCUUCGUCAAAGAGAACCAGUACAAUCCAAGGACGGGCAUGGAAUCCUUGGUGGUUGUCCCCUGCAGUCGGGCCUCCGCUGGCCAACGCGCCGGUCGUGCUGGUCGAGUUGGCCCGGGCAAAUGCUUUCGACUUUACACCGCUCAAGCGUACAAAAAUGAACUCGAAGAGAACACAACUCCGGAGAUCCAGAGAACAAACCUUUCUGGCGUCAUUCUCCUGUUAAAAAGUCUUGGAAUCAACGACCUUCUCGAUUUCGACUUUAUGGAUCCUCCUUCCACUGACACCAUCGUCCGCGCCGUCGAGCAGUUGUAUGCGCUGGGCGCCCUGAACAAUGCUGGGGAGCUGACCAAGAUCGGUCGCCAAAUGGCGGAGUUUCCUACGGACCCUAUGCUGGCGCGAGCAAUCCUUGCAGCAGACAAAUACGGAUGCGUUGAGGAGGUCUUGUCGAUCAUCGCCAUGCUUGGAGAAGCAUCAGCACUCUUCUUUCGACCCAAAGACAAGAAGAUCCACGCCGACAGUGCCCGGGCCAGAUUCACCAACAAGGACGGUGGCGAUCACCUUUCACUGCUGAACAUCUUCAAUGAAUGGGUUGAUUCCGACUACAGUUAUGUCUGGGCCAAGGAAAACUUUCUACAGCAACGAAGCUUGACUCGAGCCCGUGACGUUCGAGACCAGCUGGCGAGACUGUGCGACCGGGUCGAGGUGGACGCCAGCAAGACUUGUGGCGGCGCUUCCAACAUUGAACCGAUCCAGAAAGCUAUCACUGCAGGCUUCUUUCCUCAUUCUGCUCGACUUCAGCGCGACGGCCAGAGUUAUCGCACGGUCAAGAACGGUCAAGUCGUGUACAUCCACCCCUCAGGCGUCCUCAUCGAGAGUCGGCCCAAGUGGCUCAUCUACCACGAACUGGUGCUGACGAGUAAGGAGUACAUGCGCAGUUGCAUGCCGCUGAAGCCAGAGUGGCUGAUUGAAGUGGCGCCGCAUUAUUACAAGAAGCAGGAUCUAGAGAGCCUGGGCGUGGAGCGGAAAGUGCCCCGGGGAGAGGGGAAGGCUCAAAGCAAGAUAUGA